UUUUUCUUUUUCUUUUUCUUUUUCUUUAAGGUGGGGAAAGAGACAAACAGGAGACAGGAAGCUGAUCUGCAAGGAUUCGGAGUUGUGCUAAAAGGACUUUGAUUUUUUUUUUUUUUUUCCACCUCUACAAACGCUGGCAAUUGACAUCACUACAGACAGCCUGGUUAGAGAACAAACUGCCUCAUCCCGAGUGGACCCCAGCAGCUGGGGGAAGCCCGGCAAGAUCUGGGGAGACUGUGUGGGGUUUUUUUUUCCUACCGAUCCCGCUCCACCCUCCCCAACCCCCCUUUUUUGCUGGUGUGUGUGUUUUUUGUUUUGUUUUGUUUUGUUUUGGAAAUUCUUGCCGUGUUGGAACUAGCGAGUGGUGGAGUCUCUGAAGCCUCAUCAGUCAUCGGGACUGUCAGGAAUAGUGGUUUAAGAGGAAGCUCGGCCUGGGGCACUAUACCCUGUCAUCCAGUUCCCUGCCUCGGAGAUAAAGAUUCCAGCUACAUGGGCAAACGCCUGGAUCAGCCACAAAUGUACCCCCAGUACACUUACUACUAUCCUCAUUAUCUCCAAACCAAGCAGUCCUAUGCACCAGCUCCCCACCCCAUGGCUCCGCCCAGCCCCAGCACAAACAGCAGCAGCAACCACAGCAGCAACAACAGUGGCGGGGAACAGCUGAGUAAAACCAACCUGUACAUUCGAGGCCUUCCACCAGGCACCACUGACCAGGACCUGAUCAAGCUGUGCCAACCGUAUGGAAAAAUUGUAUCCACAAAGGCAAUUCUUGACAAAAACACAAAUCAGUGCAAAGGUAUGUGUCACAGCAUCUGUACCCUGAGUUCUUGCCUAUGCUGUUUGAUUGAUGGCUUCUCCAUUGCAGAGGUCUGGGCACCAGCGGCAUAA
Galeopterus variegatus (Sunda flying lemur) is the source of this 888-nucleotide messenger RNA. RefSeq names its product RNA-binding motif, single-stranded-interacting protein 3-like. The coding region runs from base 490 to 888 and encodes 132 amino acids. Gene Ontology annotation, molecular function: RNA binding. The record is from RefSeq and is a predicted model, not a curated record. Lineage: Eukaryota; Metazoa; Chordata; Mammalia; Dermoptera; Cynocephalidae. The transcript has 3 exons.